Molecule: messenger RNA, 1077 nt
Organism: Orbilia oligospora ATCC 24927
Lineage: Eukaryota; Fungi; Ascomycota; Orbiliomycetes; Orbiliales; Orbiliaceae
Exons: 3
Coding region: 1-1077 (358 amino acids)
Biological process (GO): FAD biosynthetic process
Molecular function (GO): FMN adenylyltransferase activity
Source: RefSeq, a predicted model, not a curated record
AUGACAACUACGCUUUCGAAUGGCACUGCUGCCAAUGAGGACCUCCCUGCUGUAUGCCGGCGCAUAAACUCUAAGCUUACGGCUUUCCUCUCCAAACCACCUACUACGGACCGUAUACGAUCUGUGCAAGAGCAUACUAGAAUAUCAUUAUUGGCUAUAGCGAAAGCUCUAGAAGUUUAUGGGCUUGACCAUAUUGCUAUCUCUUUCAAUGGUGGCAAAGACUGUCUAGUUCUGCUCAUCCUCUUCCUCGCAGUGCUGGAUGAAUAUUUCACCUCAAAUGCACAAAAGCCAGCUACAAACUUCACAGCAGCAGAAGUAUACCCGAAUACCCUGGAAUCACUGGUUACAGCAUCGACAAUUCCAUCUCUGUCUCUACCAACAGAAGGGACGGAUCCUCUUUUAGGCCAAGAAAACGAAAAUACCCCUCCAGCCCAACCAAACGGAAACAACAUACCUAAUGGCGCCGCCAACGGCCCUUCCAUAUCUCAAAAGAUUCAUACAGUCUACAUCCACUCUUCACACCCAUUCGCUGAGGUUGAUGAAUUUGUGGCCCGAUGUGUUAAAACGUACCAUUUGGAUCUCCUCCGAUAUGACGAAAAGGGUGGGAUGAAGCAUGCUUUCCGAGUGUUCCUUUCGCAAAAUCCAAACGUUAAAGCGAUAUUUGUGGGGACCAGGAGGACGGAUCCACAUGGUGGGAGUCUCAAGCAUUUUGACCUGACGGAUGGGGGGUGGCCGGGGUUUAUGAGGUGUCAUCCGGUGAUUGAUUGGUGUUAUGCCGACGUUUGGGGGUUUUUGAGAGAGUUGGAUAUUCCAUAUUGUUCACUUUAUGAUUUGGGGUAUACGAGUCUUGGAGGGACGACAGAUACUCACCCAAAUCCCGCACUACAGAGACGUCCGUCUUUAGAUCAUAGCGAAGGGUUGGCGAACGGGGAUUGUGUGGUAGCUGGGGAAGGUACGUCACCACUGCAAGAUGAGGCGACAAAAGAGAGGAGAAAGAGCUUGGUGGCAUGUUUUAAACCUGCGUAUGAGUUAGAGUUCGAAGCAGACUCGAAGGAGAGACUUGGAAGAGAUCGGUAG